Molecule: messenger RNA, 711 nt
Organism: Exophiala viscosa
Lineage: Eukaryota; Fungi; Ascomycota; Eurotiomycetes; Chaetothyriales; Herpotrichiellaceae
Exons: 3
Coding region: 1-711 (236 amino acids)
Source: RefSeq, a predicted model, not a curated record
AUGUCGAGCGAACUCAUCUUAUACGAUCUUCCCUCGAAGCAAGGGACCAGCUGGAGCUAUAACCCAUGGAAGACAAGAUUGGCAUUGAAUUUCAAGGGCAUUCCCUACAAGACAGAAUGGACAGAGUAUCCAGACUUGCAACCCAAGUUUGAAAAGCUUGGCAUCCCGCCUGCCUCGACCGGCAUGAAAUACACUUCCCCCACCGUCAAAUUGCCCGAUGGCAACUACAUAAUGGACUCGCGCGCCAUCGCCGACGCACUGGAGAAACUACAGCCCAGUCCGUCACUGCAUCUGGACUCGCCGUACCAGGCGCGCAUCGAGAAAGUCGUGCCCGAUCUAACGAACAGCAUCCGCCCCAUCUUCAUGCCGUUGGUGCCCAAGACAUUCCUCAACAAGCCUAGCUACGACUACUUCCUUGCCAGUCGUGAGAAGAUGCUUAGCAUGCCCCUCGAAAAGUACGCGGAAGGCGCGGAUGCGGCGUUCGAGAAAGCGAAGCCUUAUAUCAAGCAGCUGGGCGACAUGCUCAAGGAGAACGAGGGUCCGUUCUUGGAAGGCAAGAAACCUGUCUACGCGGAUCUGAUGAUUGUGGCGAUGCUGAGGAUGCAGGCUGGGCUAGGGUAUGCGGAGAAGAUUUUUGAUUGUGAGGGUGGGAAGGAAUUGAAGGCGCUUUAUGAGGCUAGUAAAGAGUGGUUGGAACGGGAAAGUCACUAG